GUGACAGUAACAUAACCUCAAAAAUUAAAUGUUUGGGAAGUUUUCCACGCUUUAUUGCAAAGUUUUGUGAAUUUUAGGGAAAAAUUGUGGAAAUCUGUGGGAAAUAGAGUGAAAAUUAACAAUGGUGAUGAAGAGGAAAAAGCUGAAACAGCUUCUCACAACUGAAAAUGCUUUUGUGAGUAAUUUACUUCUCCUCUGCGACGUUCCCGAUCCCGAUAAUGACGACGAGGAUGUUUUGGAUGACACAGAAGACCUCAAGAAUGCCAAACGGAUGAAGUUAAUGCUAAAAAAGACUCCCGCAGAGCUAAAAGCAGCAGCUGAAGCGAGAAAUUCCAAAAACGAGGAAUUUGUAAAGAAUCGCAAAACUAAAAAUCCCAACCAGAAGAAGGAUAAAGCCUCACGGAAAGAGAAGAGGAUGAAGGGUAAAAUGAUUAAAGUUCCAAAAGAGGAAGUCGUCACAGUGAAGAAGGAAGUGAGGGAAGAAAAGACGUCGGAAGGGAAGAAAUUCAACGAGGGCGAGAAGAUAAUUUUCAACAAAAUCGACUUUGAUUCCACGAAGAAGCGCAAAGGGGGUAUUAAUAACCCCCAGAAAGCCCUUGAGAAACUCAAUGAGACAAAGGCGAAAAUCCGCGGGAUGAUGAAUGCGGGAGAAACGGAAAAGGCACUCGCAGUAAAAAGUGGUUUAGCGUGGAAGAAGGCUUUUGAGCGGAACGAGGGGAAGAAGGUGAAGGACAAUAAGUUUGCACUGAAGAAGAGUAUCGACCGGAGGGAGGCACAGAAGAAGAAAUCCGCCAAGGAAUGGCAGGAGAGGAAGACAAAGGUUCAAGGGAAAAUUGAGGCACGCGCCAAACAAGUUGAGGAGAAUAAGAAAAAGAAAAUGCAAGAAAAACUCAAGAAAAAGGUCAAGAGGUUGCACAAAAAGGGGAAAAUUGUCAAUGUUUGAAAAAAAAAAGAAUUUUUAUUGAAAAAUAAAAAAAAAAUAUUUUU
Lutzomyia longipalpis is the source of this 987-nucleotide messenger RNA. RefSeq names its product surfeit locus protein 6 homolog (gene Surf6). NCBI's taxonomy places the organism in Eukaryota, Metazoa, Arthropoda, Insecta, Diptera, Psychodidae. Gene Ontology annotation, molecular function: DNA binding; RNA binding. The record is from RefSeq and is a predicted model, not a curated record. Gene Ontology annotation, biological process: ribosomal small subunit biogenesis; ribosomal large subunit biogenesis. The transcript is spliced from 2 exons. Gene Ontology annotation, cellular component: nucleolus. Bases 122 to 943 code for a protein of 273 amino acids.